Messenger RNA from Chaetura pelagica (chimney swift), 162 nucleotides. RefSeq names its product interferon induced transmembrane protein 5 (gene IFITM5). Gene Ontology annotation, biological process: bone mineralization; bone morphogenesis. Gene Ontology annotation, cellular component: plasma membrane. The coding region runs from base 1 to 162 and encodes 53 amino acids. The record is from RefSeq and is a predicted model, not a curated record. The transcript has 2 exons. NCBI's taxonomy places the organism in Eukaryota, Metazoa, Chordata, Aves, Apodiformes, Apodidae.
AUGGACACCUCGUACCCGCGGGAGGACCACAAGCAGGAGCCGACCCCCACCGUCAGCUCCCCACUGCCCCGGGACCACCUCGUCUGGUCCAUCUUCAACACCAUCUACAUGAACUUCUGCUGCCUCGGCUUCGUGGCGCUCGCCUUCUCCGUCAAGCUGUGA